UCUUGUGCAGGAGCAUGUGUUGUGUUGUGUUCCAAUUUGCUAGUAGAACCGUAAACCAUUUGCUGUUUUGCACUUUUCUAUGCUUAAUUGCCUAACUUAUUUACUUUCAAGUCCCUGCAAAUUUUGCACAAACUUCAAACUUCAAAGCAUGAAACUCAUAACUAUCUUCUUUCUCUCCCUCCUUGCAUCACCAUUAGUUUCUGGAGCCACUCUAAAACAACAGGAAGUGGAAGUUCUCAAAGAGAUUGGGAACACGCUUGGGAAGAAGGAUUGGGACUUCAGCGUAGAUCCAUGUAGCGGAGAAAGGAAUUGGACUUCCCCUGCUUCAAAAUCUUAUUCAGAACUAAAUGCAGUAACUUGUGAUUGUUCUUUCUCUAAUCACACUCUCUGCCAUGUAGUUAGCAUAGUUCUGAAAUCACAAAAUCUUUCUGGUAGUCUUCCGCCACAGCUUGCAAGGUUGCCUUACCUACAAGAAAUUGAUCUCACCCUCAACUACCUUAACGGCACAAUUCCAAAGCAAUGGAGUUCCUUGAAUCUUGUCAACAUUUCUCUUUAUGGAAAUCGAGUAACAGGUUCAAUCCCAAAGGAACUAGGAAAUAUAACCACUCUCAAAAGUUUGGUCCUGGAGUUCAAUCAAUUAUCUGGAAAUCUACCUAUGGAGCUUGGGAGCCUUCCCCAAAUUGAAACACUACUUCUUACUUCCAAUAAUUUCACUGGAGAGUUGCCUGCAUCAUUUGCUAACCUCACUACACUGAAGAACAUUCGACUAGGUGACAAUCAAUUCUCUGGAUCAAUACCCAAUUUUAUUCAGAACUGGAGAAGUGUUGAGACAAUGGUAAUCCAGGGUAGUGGCUUCAGUGGACCAAUUCCUUCAGGAAUUUCACUUAUGAAGAACCUUACUGACUUGAGAAUUAGUGACUUGAAUGGAUCCGAUUCACCUUUUCCCCAACUUGAUAGAAUCACAAAUUUGCAAACACUAAUGUUGAGGAGUUGCAAUAUUAUUGGAGCAAUGCCUGAAAAUCUUGGGAACUUGACUAAUUUGAAAGUUCUAGAUCUCAGCUACAACAAAAUAAGUGGGCAGAUUCCGAGCAGCUUUGCUGAACUACAGAAAAUGGACAUGCUAUUUUUAACUAGGAACCUUCUAACUGGACCACUGCCCGAUUGGAUAUCUAAACCAGAUUUUGUAGAUCUCUCAUUUAACAACUUCAGCAUAAGAAAGUCAGAGGAGCCAGGUUGUCAACAGGGAAGCACGAACUUGUUUGCAUCCUCCGUGAAUGGCAAUAGCAUAGGAAAUAUUUCAUGUCUGCAAAACACUGGCUGUACUAAAACUUGGUACUCUCUCUAUAUAAAUUGUGGUGGAAAGCAAGUAGUUUCUAUUGGAAAUAAGACAUAUGAUGAUGAUUCGGGUACGACUGGACCAGCAAGAUUUCUCUCUGAAGGAACAAACUGGGCACUCAUUACCACCGGUCACUUCUUCGACAGUGGUCGUGCAGACUACUACACAUGGUCUACUACAAAUAAACUUGCAAUGGAAAAUGAUGAACUGUAUAGGGAUGCACGUGUUUCUCCCGUUUCUCUGACUUAUUAUGCAUUUUGCCUGGGAAAUGGAAACUACACAGUAAAUCUUCAUUUUGCGGAGAUAAUGUUUACAGAUGAUAAAACAUAUAGCAGUCUGGGAACGCGUGUAUUUGACAUCUACAUUCAGAGAAAGUUAGUGUUGAAGGAUUUCAAUAUUGCAAAGGAAGCAGGGGGUGUUGGGAAGGCAGUAAUAAAAAAUUUCACUGCUGUUGUGAAUGCUAAAGCCUUGGAGAUCCGUUUAUAUUGGGCUGGAAAAGGGACAACUACUAUUCCAUUUGGAUCAGUAUACGGUCCUCUUAUAUCAGCUAUAUCUGUUGAUCCAGGUGGGCUGUACUUGUUCAAAGUUUCUUAUUCGUGCCAUCUCCUCCAUUAUCUAAUCUUAUCUAAAGUUCUUACAUGUAACAAAGCAGAUUUUGUACCACCUCCUCCUUCGGUGAAUGGUGGUGGCUUGUCUGUAGGCGCUAUUGUUGCCAUUGUUGUUGCAGGAGCAAUUAUUAUCAUAUUGAUUUUUGGCAUACUUUGGUGGAAGCACUGUUUUGAACAAAAAAGUUCAGUGCCUAAAGAACUCAAGGACAUAAACUCACAAACUACCAUAUUCACAUUAAGGCAAAUAAGAGCAGCAACAAACAACUUUGAUAGAGCCUUCAAGAUUGGACAGGGAGGAUUUGGUCCUGUGUACAAGGGUGUCUUAUCAGAUGGCACAAGAAUUGCAGUUAAGCAACUUUCCGAUAAAUCAGUGCAAGGGAAUCGUGAGUUUAUAAAUGAGAUUGGAAUGAUUUCUGCCUUGCGGCACCCUUACUUGGUUAAACUCUAUGGAUUUUGUAUGGAGGAGGAUCAGUUGUUGCUUGUAUAUGAAUACAUGGAGAAUAAUAGCCUUGCACAUGCUUUAUUCGAUGGAAAUUAUGACAGGAAAACUGAAUUGAGAUUACACUGGCAAACAAGACAGAGGAUUUGUGUCGGUAUUGCUAAAGGUUUGGCUUACCUUCAUGGAGAAUCAAGAUUGAAGAUCGUUCAUAGGGACAUUAAAGCCACCAAUGUGUUGCUGGAUAAAGAUCUCAACCCGAAGAUUUCAGAUUUUGGUUUGGCCAAGCUUGAUGAACAAAACAAAACACACAUAAGCACCAGAAUAGCGGGAACUUAUGGGUACAUCGCUCCGGAGUAUGCGAUGCAUGGUUAUUUGACGGACAAAGCUGAUGUUUAUAGUUUUGGAAUAGUCGCUUUGGAAAUAGUUAGUGGGAAGAGCAAUACGCUUACCAACCCCACAGAUGAAUUCUUCUCUCUACUUGAUUGGGCAAAUCUCUUGAAAGAAAAAGGCAAUCUGUUGGAACUUGUUGAUGGGAGGUUGGGUGAAGACUUAAACAAAGAGGAGGCACUGGUGAUGAUCAAAGUGGCUCUUCUAUGCACCAAUGCCUCUCCGGUGCUCCGGCCCACCAUGGCUUCAGUGGUAAGCAUGCUUGAAGGAAGCACAGUUGUUCCAGAUGUUAUGCCAGGCACAAAUGAUUUAUUGGAUGAGAAGAAAUUUGAGAUGAUGAGACAACAUUACCAACAACAUAGGGGAGAGAGAGAGAUAAGUGAGACUCCAAGCUACGGUAUCUCAGUUGGUGAAACUAGUGCAAUUGUAACUGACACUGAUUCUUCUUUUUUGAAUGCCAGAGAUUAAUUAAAGAAUAAAUUAAUCUGCAUCACAGUCACAUAUACAUACAUUUGCUAUGGUUUCGUUUACAGCU
Messenger RNA from Arachis ipaensis, 3305 nucleotides. RefSeq names its product putative leucine-rich repeat receptor-like serine/threonine-protein kinase At3g14840. Gene Ontology annotation, molecular function: ATP binding; protein binding; protein kinase activity. Lineage: Eukaryota; Viridiplantae; Streptophyta; Magnoliopsida; Fabales; Fabaceae. The record is from RefSeq and is a predicted model, not a curated record. Gene Ontology annotation, biological process: protein phosphorylation.